AUGUUCAUGAAUAUGAUUAGAAACAAUAGAAAGGAUCUGGAUUCAUCUUUGAUUAAUACAAGAGAGGGAACUUCCUCUAUGCCAUAGACAGAGCUCUCUACUUAGGAAAAUGCUUUUGAUGCAGCUAUUGAUGUAGCUGAUGUGAGCAGAGCUUGGGCUUAGGAAUAUUAUAGGUUAUUCGAUAAGAACUUUAUAGAUAAGGAAUUAGUUUAACAGAUGGUAGGUUAAAUUCAACAAGAUUACAAGAAGUUGAAAGAGCAGGAGCUUUUUACAAAGGAGGAGGGAAGAGUAUUUUCUAAUUCGGAUAAGACGCUUAAGAAUUUCGAAAGGAUUCUGGCUCAUGCAAAGAGAUCCAAUUUGAGAUUGCAUAAAUUUGUGUAUCGAUCCACUAGAUUAUUGCAACCAAGGUAGGUAGCAGUUUCUGGUUCAUUUGAUGAGAGGAAGGAGAAACACAAGCUGAAGUUCAACCAUUUCUCGAAAGUUUGGAAUUUUACUCUUAAAUUACUUCCUGGGGAAUAUUAUUACAAAUUCUAUGUGGAUGGAGAAUGGAUAUGCACGGAUGAUGAUCUAAAGGAUAAUGACAUUUAUGGAAAUAUAAAUAAUUUUGUUAUUAUCUAAUGA
Messenger RNA from Paramecium tetraurelia, 621 nucleotides. RefSeq lists its product as uncharacterized. Gene Ontology annotation, biological process: signal transduction. The transcript has 4 exons. NCBI's taxonomy places the organism in Eukaryota, Ciliophora, Oligohymenophorea, Peniculida, Parameciidae. Gene Ontology annotation, cellular component: nucleotide-activated protein kinase complex; cytoplasm; nucleus. Gene Ontology annotation, molecular function: protein kinase binding. The record is from RefSeq and is a predicted model, not a curated record.